AUGCCACACCCGUUUAGCACCUGUCUAAGUACCGAAAGACGGGGGUCCAUCACACGGCAUAACCCAACCCAUGUUGGACUCAUCCAUGGUCACCACAUUUCGUCUGAAAACCUGACCCAGCUUCACACCCAGCUGAUAAAGUCGUUGGAGCGAAGGGGAGGAGAGAAGCGAACUGGAUUCGGAGGGCCAGCAGUCAGCUCUCAGUACCAGGAGGAAAUGGUAAGGGAACAGGAUAAAAACAUUUUCGAUUACUGCCGAGAGAACAACAUUGAACACGUCAGCAAGGCCAUCAGCUCCAAGAAAUUGGAUGUGAACACAAAAGACAAAGAGGGCCGAGCUCUCCUGCGCUGGGCGUGUGAUAGGGGCCACAAAGACUCUACUGCGGUGCUGCUGAAUUCUCGCGUGAACAUCAACCUUUCUAUUUUCACUUUAUGUCUCUCACAGGAUGAUGAAGGACAAACUGCACUACACUAUGCCUCAGCUUGCGAGUUUGCAGAUAUUGCUGAAUUACUUCUAAAGGCCGGAGCUGACCCAUCAAUUAAAGACCAAGAAGGCUCUCUUCCAGAGGAGGUGACAGAGUCUAGCGCCAUCUCUUCUGUUCUCCAUCAGUAA
This is a messenger RNA of Xyrauchen texanus (razorback sucker), 612 nucleotides long. RefSeq names its product acyl-CoA-binding domain-containing protein 6-like. The coding region runs from base 1 to 612 and encodes 203 amino acids. Gene Ontology annotation, molecular function: protein binding; fatty-acyl-CoA binding. Lineage: Eukaryota; Metazoa; Chordata; Actinopteri; Cypriniformes; Catostomidae. The record is from RefSeq and is a predicted model, not a curated record. The transcript is spliced from 7 exons.